Lindgomyces ingoldianus is the source of this 1136-nucleotide messenger RNA. RefSeq lists its product as uncharacterized. Gene Ontology annotation, molecular function: protein-disulfide reductase activity. Gene Ontology annotation, cellular component: mitochondrial intermembrane space. Bases 90 to 992 code for a protein of 300 amino acids. The record is from RefSeq and is a predicted model, not a curated record. Gene Ontology annotation, biological process: protein import into mitochondrial intermembrane space. Lineage: Eukaryota; Fungi; Ascomycota; Dothideomycetes; Pleosporales; Lindgomycetaceae. The transcript is spliced from 3 exons.
AACUUUUCGACCCCUUCCCCUCGACAGCUUGCUAACAACCCCACGACAUUCCUUACAUUCUUGUUCUAUCUAUUUCUCCUUUGUCCACCAUGUUCCGCCCUGCUUCGCGACUAAUUGCCCGCUCCUCGGCCGUCCGCGCUUUCCCACGCCCGGCGACGACACGGAGAUGGGUGAGCACAGCGCCACCGACACAGAAGUCUAGGACGUGGAGGAGCGCAGUGAUGCGGUGGGGUGCUGCGGCGGGAGUUAUAUACUACUAUAAUACGACGGAUGUGUUUGCGGAGGAACCGGCUUACACCACCACACAGCGCGUCCCUGAAGCCGAUGAAGAAAACGAACAGCUCCAGACAAUAGAUGCACUAGCGAAGGAACGGGCGAAGCGGAAAGCUGCUCAUGCUGCGGCGAUGGAGAAAGCAGAGCGGGCAGAGACGCAGGGAACAGCUCUAGGUGUGGAGGAGCUGGAAGAGGAGGCUGAUCAACAGGGCGCAUUCAAUCCAGAGACGGGAGAGAUCAAUUGGGAUUGUCCGUGUUUGGGGGGAAUGGCGGAUGGGCCUUGUGGGGAGGAGUUCAAGGCGGCGUUUAGCUGCUUUGUGUAUUCGACCGAGGAGCCGAAGGGAAUGGAUUGCAUCGACAGGUUCAAGGACAUGCAGAACUGCUUCCGACAGUACCCUGAGAUCUACGGCUCUGAGCUCGAAGGCGAUGAUGAGGAUGAUGUAACAGAGGACGGACAACCGGCAGUGGCUCACGAAACCGCUUCCGAAUUAACGCCAGGAUCCGCACCGUCAAGUCCUCCCGCCCCACCUAAGCCAGACGAAGUUGCGACGCAAAUUCAAGGACAGCCACUGAGUCCAACUGCAGAACUGGAAUCCAAGAAGCAACACGCCCGGGCAGCAACAGAACAAGCCAAGAUGGAGCAUGAGACUCUAAGCGGGAGUGAUGAGGUUGUCCCUAAACCAUGGCACGAUGCGUCUGGUAGUGAGGAUAAGAGCUAGGAGAUGAGUUGCUGCGAUGCCUGUACGAUAUUUCCUUGCGGCAUCACUGGAGCUAGGUAAAAGGUCUUGGUAGCAUUUUUUGGUGUCCCAAAUCUCUGCUACACUGGGGAAAUUAUGUACAACAAAUGUAGAGUAUGGUGCCUG